CUGUGUAAGAUGUCAAAUUGUCAUAUUAGCCAUCAAAUUAAAAUUUGAUGUUUAAUAUUUGACAUCUCCCUUGAAGUGGUGAGGGGUAAGAUAAUAGGGUGUGGGGUGUGGGGUUGAUGAGUUUUUUAAUAUUAUUUUUUUCUGCUGGGUGUGUAUUUAGGGGUAGUUUGGAAAGAUAGUGAGAUUUUUUUAUAGAUUGAGAAAAUUUUGAAUUAGAAGUUGGAUUUAACUUAGAUAUAAGGUGAACAAAGAAAUGUGUGGGGUUUAAAUAUAAAAACUAUUCCUUUAUCUAAAACCUGUCAAAUUUAAAUUAGGUAACAGUGAUUCGGGUUAUACCCAAAUGCAUAAGCGCACCUUCAUUUCUGCACUUUGCCCCAAAUUAGGGUUUUUGAUCUCUCACUCUCACUCUUUGAGUUACACAUAAACCACGCUGAGAGCCCCCCGUAGCCGAGAGAAAGAUGUGGAGGUCUGUUGUGACAGCAAGAGCUUCUCUUUCGACACAGGCGGCACAGAAGUUGUGUGCAACUCGAAACCAUAAGGUGCUUUCCUCUAAAACCCUAACACUAGUUGAUCAAUCUCCUCAUUUUCCGACCAGAUUAUCUCUCUGCCAAACCCGUAGGUUCCUUUCUCAGCUCUCAGAAAACCCUAGUGAUUCUGAUUCAGCUGAAGGACAACAGCUAUCAGUGGACUUUGGUGAAAAUGGUGAUACACAUAGGGAAAAUCUUACCCCUGGGAAUGGGCUUGUUGGAGAGGAAAAGGGUGAUACUCAGAUGAACAUGUUUUCCCCCCCUGCUGUAGAGUUGGGGGAAGUGGAAGAGGUUUAUGAGAUUGAUUUGGAGCAGUUGGAGAGUUUAUUGUCUCUUCUUCAGAGCAGUGCUGAUGGGUGUCUUGAGUCUAGUUUUGAUGGUUUAAAUUUGACUUUACAUCCAGAGUUUGUGAUUAAAGUAGUUGAAACCCCACUUGUUUUGGGUGAGAAUUUGAUUAGGUUUUUCAAGUGGGCGUUGAAGGAGAAACCCGAGUUUGGUGUCACUACGCACAUACUGGAUGCACUUGUUCGAGCGACAUGUAGUGGCCUCGUUAGGAAGAGAGAUGUGUAUUAUUUGUGGGAUUUAGUUAAGGAGGUUGGUGAGAAGGAGAACACUGUGGUGCAUGUGGAAAUUCUCAACGCAUUGAUAUCUUCAUUCUCAAAAUUGGGUAAAGGGAAAGCUGCUUUGGAGGUGUUCAACAAGUUUGGUGAUUUUGGAUGUGUCCCAAAUGCAGAUACAUAUUACUUUACAAUUGAAGCACUUUGCAGGCGUUCAAUUUUUGGUUGGGCUCAGUCUGUUUGUGAGAAGAUGCUUGAUGCGGGAAUCUUGCCUGACGGUGAGAAAGUUGGUAGGAUCAUAUCCUGGUUUUGCAAGGGUAAAAAAGCUAAAGAUGCCCAUUUGGUUUAUUCCUCGGCGGCGAAUGUGAAGAAGCAGUACCUGCCUCCCGCUUCGGUUUAUUUUUUGAUCAGUUCACUCUGUAGGGAGGAUGAAACCGUUAAAUUAGCUCUAGAUAUGUUAGAUGAUUUUGCUGGUGAAGCACGGAAAUAUGCGAUUAAGCCCUUUUCAGCUGUUGUUCGAGGUUUGUGUAGGACAAAGGAUGUCGAUGGGGCCAAAAAAUUGCUUCUUGAGAUGACAAUGAAGGGCCCACCUCCAGGAAAUGCAGUUUUCAAUAUGGUAAUCAAUUGCUAUUGUAAGGCUGGGGAUAUGGGAGAGGCAAUUGAGAUGAUGAAUCUAAUGAAGAGUAGGGGGUUGAAACCAGAUGUGUAUACUUACACUGUUAUCAUGAGUGGUUAUACAAAUGGAGGUCAGAUGGAGGAGGCUUGUAAAAUAUUAUCCGAAGCCAAAAACAAGCACCCCAAAUUGAGUCCUGUGACUUACCAUACACUCAUCCGUGGGUAUUGCAAACUGGAAGAGUUCGAUAAGGGUUUAAAGUUGUUGCGCGAGAUGAAAGAUUCUGGGGUCCAACCUAAUGUUGAUGAGUACAAUAAGUUGAUCCAAUCUCUUUGCCUCAAGGCCUUGGAUUGGGAAACAGCAGAAAAACUACUUGAAGAAAUGAAGGAUAAUGGGUUGCAUCUCAAUGGGAUUACUCGGGGUCUUAUAAAAGCUGUGAAGGAACUGAAGGAGGAGAAAAUAGAGACUGAGAAUGUAGUUGCAGAAGCCUAAAAUGGUCAUCUGGUUUUUGGUAUGUGGAUGUUAUGAUGAAGACUGGGGAAAUAAAGUGAAGCUUUGCGGUUUAUUUUGUUCAUGGUGAUAGUUAUGCAUCUCCUCUUGUCAAUCAUAUACAAAAGGAAGAUUGGUGUUUUUCAAUCUUUUCUUGCCUUUUUCCCUUGGACUUGUAUGCUACAACCUUCAGAGCUAAGCCAGAGGUAUGCGCCUUAAAAGUCAGGACUGGGUCCUCUGCUUGCAACAUGCAAUUUUUGAAGCCUUAAUUUUCUUUUGGGGUUUGUCCAUUUGCUACAUCUUGAUAUCAGUGGGUUUUUGAUAUUUUAGCGUUUAUCUUCCUUUUAAAAAAAAUGAAAUUUAUACCCUUUUUUUUUCUCCCUUUUUUAAAGAAUUUGAUGUGAUUUUUUGUUCUUAAACACUAUUUGAAGGUUAAUAUUACUUUCUAAGAUGCAGUUAAAGCUCAGAGGCAUUGUUGGA
This is a messenger RNA of Prunus persica (peach), 2666 nucleotides long. RefSeq names its product pentatricopeptide repeat-containing protein At3g02650, mitochondrial. Gene Ontology annotation, molecular function: protein binding. The coding region runs from base 459 to 2189 and encodes 576 amino acids. Lineage: Eukaryota; Viridiplantae; Streptophyta; Magnoliopsida; Rosales; Rosaceae. The record is from RefSeq and is a predicted model, not a curated record. The transcript has a single exon.